CCCAUUGGCCGCACGGCGCGGAGACCCGCCCCCGCUUGCACGGCCGGCCCCGGCCGGGCGAGAAGGUCCGGGCGGAGGACAGGGUGCGACCCGAAGGCGUGGUGUGGAGCCCAGGCCGGGGACGCGGGAAUGACAGUUCCCCGGAACUACUUCUCCCAGACAAGCUGGGAAACCCCAUCUCCGCCGCGCUCUCAGGAGCUGAAAACUACAACUCCCGGCAUGCCGCGAACUCGACCGCUGAGGCACUGAGGCGGGGUCCCGCCCUCCCACCGCGCUGCUCUCCUCGCCGGUCCCCCCCCGGUCCCGCUCUCCCGGCCGCGCGCGGAACGGGGACACGAGCCAUGGAGGAGAAGUCGCCCCCACUGCUGAGCGGCAGCAAGCCGCACCUGGAGAAACUGACCCUCGGGAUCACCCGCAUCCUAGAAUCUUCCCCGGGGGUGACAGAGGUGACCAUCAGAGAAAAGGCGCCUGCUGAACGUCAUAUGAUUUCUUCAUGGGAACAAAAGAAUAACUGUGCAUUGCCUGAGGAUGUGAAGAAUUUUUACCUGAUGACCAAUGGCUUCCACAUGACCUGGAAUGUCAAGCUGGAUGAUCACACCAUUCCAUUGGGCAGCAUGGCAAUUAACAGCAUCUCAAAACUGUGUCAACUCAACCAGUCUUCCAUGUAUUCGCUUCCUAAUGCACCAACUCUGGCAGACCUGGAGGACGAUACAGAUGAAGCUGGUGAGGACCAACCAGAGAAGCCUCAUUUUGACUCUCGCAGUGUGAUAUUUGAGCUGGAUUCUUGCAAUGGAAAUGGGAAGGUUUGCCUUGUCUACAAAAGUGGAAAACCAGGAUUAGCGCAAGACACUGAGAUCUGGUUCCUGGACAGAGCUUUAUACUGGCAUUUUCUCACAGAUACCUUUACUGCCUAUUAUCGUCUGCUCAUCACCCACCUGGGCCUGCCCCAGUGGCAGUAUGCCUUCACCAGCUAUGGAAUUAGCCCACAGGUCAAGCAAUGGUUCAACAUGUAUAAACCCAUCACCUACAACACAAACCUGCUCACAGAAGAAACCGACUCUUUUGUGAACAAGCUGGAUCCCAGCAAAGUAUUCAAGAGCAAGAACAAGGCCUUAAUCCCCAAAAAGAAGGGGACUGUGCAGCCUUCAGGUGCCCAGAAGGGGCCCCCAGGUCCCUCCACCUCUAAAUCCUCUUCUGGCCCUGGAAACCCUGUCCGGAAAUGAACCCUCCUACCCCCAGCUCCCCGCCAGCCAUGUGUCACUGGUGAUCUCCAUGCAUAGAUGACCCCAAGGGUACCCCAAACCUCUGAUUCUAUGCAUUGAACCUUAGGUCUCAUGCCAUUUGAGUGACCAAAAUCCUAGGACUUUUAUUCCCAUUGGCAUUAGCCAAGAGUUAGAAGGGCAUACUGAAGCAUGUGGCACCAUCCCGUCUCUGGAAGCAGUGGAGAAUUUUGAAUCUGUUUAAGUGGCCAAAUAGAUCUGUUGAUAGCUCUCCUUUACACCCUCUCCUGUUCUCUCAGUAGUGAUUAGAGAAGUCCCUUGAAGAAAUCACUGGUUUUGACCCAUGAGGCAUUAGAACUGUACUGUUCAAUUGGUAGCCAUAUGGCUAUUUUAAUUAAUAUUAAAUUAAGAUUUUAAUUCCCCAAUUGCACUAGCCACAUUUCAAGUAUUAAUGGGAUAGUGGUUCCCAUAUUGGAUAGCACAGAGAUAUGGACCAGUCCACAUAUGCCAAAUAGUUGACCCAGAAUAAAUCUCAACCUACUGACUACGUGUUGCAGAAUUUCUAUAAAGAAGGUUGCUUGAUUUUCAAAUAGGAAUGUCUGAAUAUAUUUCCUCCCUCUGUAGCACUGGCAGUGGCUAGAAGCAAGGCCCUCAUUCCAAUUCUCAACAGAGAAAGCACCCAGCCCCAAGGUCCCUGGAUGGCAGCAGUUUUUAUACCAGAGGCCCAGAGGUUAGAGAAUGAAGAGUUCUGCAGAGUGGGGCCAGAGGCCGUAACAUCUGUAUAUUUCAAUCCUAACUGGCUGUCUCUCCCUUUCCUCAUUUCUCCACCAUAGUGACUGGCCAGGCUUCCUUCCUUUGCUGCCUCUACCUGCUAAUCAACAGAGGGUUUCUGUCUUCCACCACCCACUGCAGUGCUAAAAGCAGUCCCUGAAUCCUCUACCUGCACUACUGCUCUGAAGCCAUUUGUAGUGUUUAUGAAAGUUUAAAGAAAUACUUAAUUGCUGAUAUAGUGAUAGAUAGUGAAAAGAAGGCUUCAGUGGUCCCUCCAAGUAUACUUUCCACAACCCCUGAGGGAAACCAGGGUGAAGAGGGCUCUGGAAUGGGACUUUGCUAUGCAUUCCGCACCACCAGUGGUUUUUCCCCCCAGAGCCACUGGAGAGGCCAAGGAGGGAGGGGUAGACAGACUUGGGCUGGCUGCUUCCCCAUUUUUGUAGUGUCUCUAAGGCUUGAAAUAUUAAUGCCCUCAGUCUUUGGGAGCAUAGACUGAGCUUCAUGUUAAUCGCUUAAGGCAUUUACUUUAAAAUAUGCAUAUACGUCAGCCAUCAUGAUUCCCUCUAAUGGGAUAUGUGUAACUAAAGUGGCAAUACCUCUUACUUUGACAGUCCCAAUGUUAACCAUUUACAAUUCAGCCUGGUCAUUUAAACUUUUUUUUUUUUUACCACAACAAGACUAUGUCAGAUCUUCCCUUUAGAAGAUAUUGUGGCCUUUUCAAUUUAAUUGUUUACACUGUUACACAUUGAGCAUUUUAAAAUGUGCAACAAUUCAUGUAGUAACGCUAACAGAGACAAUAUAUCAGCACCUUGGACCACCAGAUUUUUUCACCUGAAUCCGUCAUUUAUUUAUUCCAGUGGGUCUCAGCCCUUUCUGCAUAUUGGAAUCACUUGGGGAGUCCAGGCCCCACUUCAAACUAGUAAAAGCAGAUGCCUGGGGCCCAGGCGUCAUUAUUUUUUAAAGCUCCCCAGGUAUGCAUUACGCAGCCAAAGUUGAAAACCACAGAGUCAGAGAAGGGAUGAGACUCUGGCAAAGCAGCAGUGACUUCAGAGUUAAAUCUUUGGCACCAAAGUGGCGGCAACACAAACCAGUGUCAGAUGCUUGGCAGAAUUCUCAUGGGAAUAUUUCUGGGGAGUAGUUUUUGGUGUUACUCUUGACCCUGGUUCUUCGUCUUUCUUGAUGAUUCUAUGAGCCACUAAACCUUUUUUUUAAAUUAGAAAAUUCUUUGUCUUUAUUUAUAUGUUGUUUAUCUCAUAUUUUUAUUGUUGAAAAUUUCAGAUCAAUAGACAUACUGAAAAAAAAGUGCAAUAAAUACCCAUAUACACUUUGCCUAGAUUCACCAGUUGUUUGAUGCAUUUUUACUGUGUUCAUACAUUCUCUAUAAUUACACACACAUAAAUACAAACAUACAUAUGUUUAUAGUUUUAUUUGAAUCAUUUGAAAUUAAGUUUCAGAUUUCAUAACUCUUUGCACUAAAUGCUUCAGCAUACAUCUCCUAAGAAUAAGGAUAUUCUCCUGUCUCACCAUAACAUUAUCCUAUCUAAGGAAAUUAACAAGAAGUUGAUCAUUUAGUAUAUAGUCCAUAUUUGGGUAUCCCCAAAAGUAUAUUUUAUAUCUGUUUUUCCCCCUUUUGAUUCAGGCUCUAAUCCAGAUUUAUACAUUACAUUUAGUUAUAUCUCUUUUGAUCUGUAAUUAUCCCCUGCCCAGCCAUUCAUUUUGUUUUUCAAGACUUUGGCUGUUUUGAAAAGUCCAGACCCGUUUCCUUGUAGAGUGACCCACAUUCACAAUGGGUCAGAUUGUUCACCAUAUCCUUUUAAUAAACUCCUUUUCUGCCAUGAUCA
This is a messenger RNA of Loxodonta africana (African savanna elephant), 3832 nucleotides long. It is a transcript of the gene TPGS2, whose product is annotated as tubulin polyglutamylase complex subunit 2. Bases 342 to 1223 code for a protein of 293 amino acids. Gene Ontology annotation, biological process: protein polyglutamylation. The transcript is spliced from 7 exons. Lineage: Eukaryota; Metazoa; Chordata; Mammalia; Proboscidea; Elephantidae. The record is from RefSeq and is a predicted model, not a curated record.